AUGACGACGACAACAACGCCUCAAAAAGAUAACUGGUCUGCUUCCAAUUACGCAAAACACGCCUCAUUUGUACCAAAGUUAGGUUCUGUGAUCCUUGAUAAACUCAACCCUCAAUCCAAUGAACGUAUAUUGGACUUUGGAUGUGGGGAUGGUGUAUUGACCAAGAUAUUGGCAUCAAGAGCGCAAUCUGUUACUGGCAUUGAUGCGAGUCAGGACAUGAUUCUACGCGCACAGCAAGAUGACCCUCCUCAAAACACCACCUAUCAUACCGUGAAUGGGUAUGACCUGGCUGCCUGGUUCGAUUCCCAAGAAAAGACGGAUCCAUAUGACGCUGUGUUCUCUAGCGCAACCCUUCAUUGGUUGAAAGAGGAACCUGCCAAGGCCAUUCAAAAUAUUUACCACAUUUUGAAGCCUCAUGGACGAUUUGUUGCAGAAUUCGGUGGUUUCAUGAACUGUGGAGAAAUCAAAAAUGCGUUGAUCCAUGCUCUCAACAAACGCGGCAUUGACGGUAACGCCGCUUCACCUUGGUUCUUUCCAUCAGCUGAACACUACAGUAAGAUGCUUGCUGAGAAUGGUUUCCAGGUACAGGAAGCAGAGUUGGUACCUCGUAUGACGGAAUUGGACACAGAUAUCAAGGGUUGGAUUGAAACUUUUGGAUUUGCCUUUUUAGAGCAUUUGAGUAACGAUCAGGAACGCAAGCAGGUCGCUCAAGAAGUGCAAGAUUACCUUCAACCCAGCUUCCAGAGAGAAGAUGGUAAAUGGGUGGUCAUGUACGUCAGACUUCGAGUCAUUGCCAUAAAAAAGUAG
Messenger RNA from Mucor velutinosus, 807 nucleotides. RefSeq names its product Electron transfer flavoprotein-ubiquinone oxidoreductase (ETF-QO). NCBI's taxonomy places the organism in Eukaryota, Fungi, Mucoromycota, Mucoromycetes, Mucorales, Mucoraceae. Gene Ontology annotation, molecular function: S-adenosylmethionine-dependent methyltransferase activity. The transcript has 2 exons. The record is from RefSeq and is a predicted model, not a curated record. The coding region runs from base 1 to 807 and encodes 268 amino acids.